UCACAAAGUUAUGGCACCACUCGGUUUAUCAAUGGAAAACACCAUUAGAAAAAAAAAUUAUGUCAUUGUCAAAAUCUGUUUAUUUUUGUUUUGAAUGUUUUGAUUUGAAACGCUCAACUAUUUGGGCGUUAUUAUUUAUCACUUUCUAUUUAGCGAUUUCCACAUCACAACUUGGAAUGAGUUCAGAAGAAAAGAUAAUUUCCGUAGAAUUUGAAGUUUUCGGAAGAGUACAGGGGGUGUUUUUUCGAAAAUAUACUGAACAAGAGGCAAAGCGUCUGGGACUGAAAGGAUGGUGCAUGAACACCAGACAAGACACUGUUAAAGGGGUUAUCGAAGGGAUGCCGUCGAGAGUCAAUCAGAUGAAGACAUGGCUUCAAAAAACUGGAAGCCCCUCUUCUAGAAUCGACAAAGCCGUUUUCACUAAUGAGAAAGAUAUAAAUCAGCAUACCUAUGACUCCUUCAAAAUAAAGAAAUAGAUGAUGCGAGAUAUCCUGGUUGUACCCCCCUCCCCUUAAAAAUGGCGCAGUUUCAAUUGAAGUGUGGAAUAAAAUUUUGUAUCGGCAGUUAAUGGAGAAAACCAUCAUUUGGGUUCAAUUUUUCAUGUCGAAUUCUGUAUAAACUAUCUUAUGUAUUCGAAAAAGGGGAGAUGAAUAUUUAGGUGAAGAAGUCAAAGAGAUCAUAAAAAUCAAUUAGUAAAUUAAGUAUAGGCUGGUGAAGCGCUAGAACAAAUAGGCAAUUUCAACAGAAAAACUGUAAAAAAUACUUUAUUUUUAUGAAUCUUGAGCACUUUCUGUCCAAGAACCAACUUGAACAGUCGACUUUUGCAAACAGCAAAAAUAUCUUAAUACAUUUUUUAGGGAAUGCAUGAAGAAAACAUAUUUUACUGUGCUUUUUAUAUGCCUGCCUAUGCCUAUGUUCUCGAAUAAAUUAGGAUGAGGUCUAAUAAGGUGUGAAUUUUUCUAGUAGGUAUACAUUUGAUAUUACAUUUCCUUAAGUUUCGCAAUAUGGAGCAAUUGUAAAAAAUUACUUGCAAAAUAAAACUAUGUAAUAAAUUUUCCACACAAUUUUCGAUACAAAGAACAAAAGAUCAAAAUUUCAAAGAUCAAUACAUCAUAUAAUAAACUCGCAUCAUCAAUAAAAUAUGUCAUGAAACACAUACUUUUAUAUACCAUCCUUUGCUCUUCAAAGAAAAAGGAAGACAA
Leptinotarsa decemlineata (Colorado potato beetle) is the source of this 1202-nucleotide messenger RNA. Its product is annotated as acylphosphatase-2. Gene Ontology annotation, molecular function: acylphosphatase activity. The record is from RefSeq and is a predicted model, not a curated record. Lineage: Eukaryota; Metazoa; Arthropoda; Insecta; Coleoptera; Chrysomelidae.